Messenger RNA from Coccidioides immitis RS, 1268 nucleotides. Its product is annotated as copper transporter. The transcript is spliced from 2 exons. NCBI's taxonomy places the organism in Eukaryota, Fungi, Ascomycota, Eurotiomycetes, Onygenales, Onygenaceae. Gene Ontology annotation, cellular component: plasma membrane. The record is from RefSeq and is a predicted model, not a curated record. Gene Ontology annotation, molecular function: copper ion transmembrane transporter activity. The coding region runs from base 390 to 971 and encodes 193 amino acids. Gene Ontology annotation, biological process: copper ion transmembrane transport; intracellular copper ion homeostasis.
GAGAGUCAAGAGUCGCACAUGCGCCCGACUGGCACACAUUGUCAACCCAAGCACUGUCCCCAUCAGACAAUAUCUAGAGACAUCGACGGAUCUUUGUUGAUUUGCAGAAAGCUGCAUUGAGCGAUCUUCUCAUCCCACAUGUCCUUCGUCAUUUUCCAACGGGCGUGAGACGUGCAUUAACCUUGGCUGCCACAAGAGCUGUCUGGACUACGUGGACUGGGAAGCAGAUAUAUUUUUGCUUGACCUCCAGCUUCACCACCUCGAGAAACUACCUUUUUUUAUUUUAUUUUAUUAUUUUUUUAUAUCGUCUCUAUUUCCCAACUUUUACUCGGGUAACACAAGGAACCAGAGACCACCGGGCCUUUGAUCUUCAGACACCUUGAAAAACAAUGUCUCACGGUCUUAGCGCUCGUCACGGCGUUGCCGGGCACUCUCAUGGCGGUGGCCCGGACUCGUCAAUCAUGGCCAUGGUCUUCCAGAAUUUCAUUCAAACACCGCUAUACACCGAGGCGUGGACGCCAGCAACGGGCGGCACGUAUGCCGCAACUUGUAUCUUUCUGAUUGUGUUGGCAAUGCUCGGGCGCGGCCUGAUCGCUGUUAAGGCCAUGCUCGACGAGCGGUGGCUGAACCAGGCACUUGAAAGGCGAUUUGUCGUGGUCGCAGGUCAAACCCCCGAAUCCGAACGGGCGUAUAAUGACCCAGGAGCGAAAAAUGCGACUUUGUUGACUGAGAGAGGAGUGGAGGAGAAAGUGAGGGUUGUGAGACGAACGUCAGGUGCGCCGGUGAUGCCAUGGCGGUUCAGUGUGGACCUACCUCGAGCAGCUUUCGUGACGGUCAUGGUCGGUGUUGGUUACUUGCUCAUGCUGGCUGUCAUGACUAUGAAUGUGGGAUACUUCCUUUCCGUGCUUGGAGGUGUGUUCCUGGGAGAUCUUGCUGUUGGGCGGUAUGCUCAUCGGUCGGACGAGCAUUAAUUUUCUUGAAUGAUCUUAUGAUUCCAAAAGGGAUACGGGGGAUAUGCUUGGAGUUCUCUGGUUAUGUUUUUUUAAGGGUCUCUCUUUCGAAGGUCGGAUGGAUAGUUAACCCAACGCGGCGUAUUUACUACCAUUAUUUCAUCGGAUUUGUUGAUGCGCGCCUUUCUUCCUUCGCGAUGGCUGACAAUGCCCGCCUUGGAGUGUUUGAGUUGGGGAUAAUUUACAUACCGUUACCACAAUACGGUUAUCCAAUAUUAAGAUUUGACUAAAUUAAGCUUACCGGACAUAGGUAAAUUU